AUGUUUAAUAUUUUUGUAACAGAAACCUGCCGCAGUAGUGAUCCCACGGCCAGUGGAAACAAUUCACCAGGGACCAGUGUUUGUUCAGACUCUGAACUGCCAUAUAUAUCUUACACUGUAGAUAGACCUAUAGGAGAUUCACCAAAGACAUCAGCAAAGACUCAAAGGUCCACGGACAAAAAAUCAGUAUUGCAACGUAGACAGCUAUCCCUUCAAGCAAGAAAAAAUAAACGGACUAGAGAUAUAGUGGUUGUAAAACCUGCUACAGACUCACAGCUGGAUGAGGACAUCAGAAGACUACAGGAAAUACCAACAUUUCUGCCCAUCAUGAGAGGAACUUUAGGUUUACCUGGUGCUCGAGAUCCUGAAGUUUUAGAAGGGCUGGACUACCGUCCGUGGGUGCGCCUAACGACGCGACUGCAGGCGCACCUGGCGGCGUGUGCGCAGCCGCUCGCCGCAGACGAGAUCAACCUCGCAGCCAGAGUCAAGGAGGCAGACGUGGAAAUCAACCGUCUCUACUCAAUAAUGGUUGAGAAGCAACGAGCGAACGCGCGGCACGCCGAGCGGCUCGCCAGAGUGCACGAAGUCGCACACCAACUCAGUCGAUGCAAUUCGUUACUAAAUCAGACAUUACAAGAUUUCGAGGAACUGAACCAACUAUUACCUGAAGAUAUACGCUUAGAACCUUUUACAUGGAACAAUCAACCUACUACAUAAGCAAUGUAUUAUUUAAACUAUUUUAACAAUUUUCGUUGUGUGUGAAAAAGGAGUAAAAUGAUAUUUGCAGGGUUGCCAGUUUUCAUAAAAUUUUAAAUAGUGUUGUGGUUGUUGUCGAUAGUUUUAUCG
Messenger RNA from Hyposmocoma kahamanoa, 846 nucleotides. RefSeq names its product BLOC-1-related complex subunit 5 (gene BORCS5). Bases 1 to 717 code for a protein of 238 amino acids. NCBI's taxonomy places the organism in Eukaryota, Metazoa, Arthropoda, Insecta, Lepidoptera, Cosmopterigidae. Gene Ontology annotation, cellular component: synaptic vesicle membrane; cytoplasmic side of lysosomal membrane; BORC complex. The transcript has 6 exons. The record is from RefSeq and is a predicted model, not a curated record. Gene Ontology annotation, biological process: lysosome localization; organelle transport along microtubule; positive regulation of anterograde synaptic vesicle transport.